CCAACUCGUUAUUUAAAAAAGAAAGGAAAAAAAAAAAAAAAGAGGCAAACUCGGUUUUAGCGUGGGUUUAAUGAUUUUUGGCUCUCUGCCGCCAUCAGCGCCUGUCUCGCCACUCUUACUCCUUUGAAGUCCUCCUUCCUAAGUCUCUCACUGUCCGUAGAAAUCCAAGCAGUAGAGCUAUAAGAUCGAUUUCAACAGGUGCUGUAGCUUCCUUAGGAAGAUUUGAAGCUUUGAUUGAAAUUCAGAUUGUCAGUGUCUGAUAAAGCAAUGGCUCGUAUACCAAAUAAAAAGAGGAAGAUGUUUGUGAAGCCAAUAGUGAAAAAGAAGCAGGCCAAUGUGGAUCAUAUCACUGGUGAUAAGAUACCUAAGAGCUUUGUUUUUGCGAGAGGAAAGUUGCCUGGCUCUCUCAGGCAACUUCAGAUGGACUUGAGGAAGUUGAUGCUUCCCUACACUGCUCUCAAGCUUAAGGAGAAGAAACGGAAUAAUCUCAAAGACUUCUUGAAUGUUGCUGGGCCUAUGGGUGUUUCUCAUUUCCUUAUAUUGUCAAAAACUGAAACUGCACCAUAUUUGAGGGUUGCAAGGACCCCACAAGGCCCAACUCUUACGUUUAAGAUACAUGAGUAUUCAUUGGCAGCUGAUGUUGCUCAAUCUCAAUUGCACCCUAGAUGUCCGCAGGAUCUUUUCAAAAAUGCCCCUUUGAUUGUUCUUUCUGGUUUUGGGUCUGGAGAACAACAUUUAAAACUCACAACUGUAAUGUUUCAGAAAAUCUUUCCAGCCAUUGAUAUUAAUACUGUCAAACUUUCUUCUUGCCAGAGAAUAGUGUUACUUAAUUACAACAAAGACACAAAACUUAUUGAUUUCCGGCAUUAUUCCAUCAAACUCCAGCCUGUAGGUGUCUCCCGUAGACUCAGAAAGUUUGUGCAGAACCGCCAAGUUCCUGAUCUUAGAAAUCUCCAAGAUGUGAGCGACUUUGUCACUAAGGCUGGUUAUGGAUCAGAAAGUGAAGGAGAUGAUGAAGCGGCGACAGUAACUUUGGCUAAUGAUCUUGGUAGAGUUAAUAAAGCUUCUACAAAAAGCGCUGUGAAGCUCCAGGAGAUUGGACCCAGAAUGGUUCUUCAACUUGUUAAGAUUGAGGAAGGAUUAUGUUCUGGUGAUGUCAUCUUCAGUGAAUAUGGAACUGCAAGUGAGCAAAGGCAGGAAACGAAUCAGAACAAUGAGGAAGAUGCUGGAGAUGAUGAAGAUAGCGACUAGUCAAGUCAGCAAAUUGAGUGAUCGGCAGUAAACAUUUGAUGUCACUUGGUGGUGAUUAUGGGUGGGUGUUCCUAACUCAAAGGUGCCCGAAUGAGAGGAUGCUAAUUUGGAAAAAUUUUGUUAGUUUUGUGGCAGUGGCACCACGCAUUUUAUUUUUUGUUUUGUUCAAGUUAUAACAGGUGAAAGGUUUUUUUUCUCUCACUUCAAAGAAAGUUGUAAUUGGUGUUGCUCUCA
This is a messenger RNA of Populus trichocarpa (black cottonwood), 1485 nucleotides long. Its product is annotated as peter Pan-like protein. NCBI's taxonomy places the organism in Eukaryota, Viridiplantae, Streptophyta, Magnoliopsida, Malpighiales, Salicaceae. Gene Ontology annotation, cellular component: preribosome, large subunit precursor. Gene Ontology annotation, molecular function: rRNA binding. Gene Ontology annotation, biological process: rRNA processing; ribosomal large subunit assembly. The record is from RefSeq and is a predicted model, not a curated record. Bases 268 to 1251 code for a protein of 327 amino acids. The transcript has 8 exons.